Messenger RNA from Phaeodactylum tricornutum CCAP 1055/1, 1029 nucleotides. Its product is annotated as formamidase. The coding region runs from base 1 to 1029 and encodes 342 amino acids. Gene Ontology annotation, molecular function: formamidase activity; N-carbamoylputrescine amidase activity. The transcript has a single exon. The record is from RefSeq and is a predicted model, not a curated record. NCBI's taxonomy places the organism in Eukaryota, Bacillariophyta, Bacillariophyceae, Surirellales, Neidiaceae.
AUGAGCGGCUGUGGAUUAGGAGGAUUGAACAAGAGCGCCAGUGGCGUUGUUCUGGGAAUGGUACAGCUUCAACUUCCCGUCAUCGUCACUCCAGGAGAUCUCGCCGAGCAAACGACAAGAAUCUGCGAGAUAGUCGGCAAAGCGCGUCGAAAUAUGAGGACGAUGGAUCUCGUCGUCUUUCCAGAAUAUUCGCUACAAGGAUUGUCCAUGGAUACCAGGGCGAAGUUCAUGUGUCAUAUGGAAGGGCCAGAGGUUGCCGCCUUUAAAGAGGCAUGCAAGAAACAUUUUAUUUGGGGAUGUUUUUCCAUCAUGGAAAAAAACCCAGACGGCAACCCGUACAAUACUGGCAUUAUCAUUGACGAUAAAGGUGAGGUCAAGCUAUACUAUCGUAAACUGCACCCUUGGGUACCAAUAGAGCCAUGGGAACCAGGUAACAUCGGAAUUCCCGUAUGCGAUGGACCAAAUGGUUGCAAGCUGGCUUUGAUUAUUUGCCAUGACGGAAUGUUUCCCGAGAUGGCACGCGAGUGCGCCUACAAGGGAGCCGAAAUCAUGAUCCGUACCGCUGGGUAUACGGCACCAAUCAAGCAUUCUUGGUGCGUAACCAAUCAAGCCAAUGCCUUUUGUAAUCUCAUGGUAACAGCCUCAGUUUGCAUGUGCGGAAGUGACGGGAGUUUCGAUUCCAUGGGCCAGGGCAUGAUUUGCAAUUUCGACGGUGUUCCACUCGUGGAGGGCAGCGGGCGUGCUGAUGAAAUCAUUACGGCCGAGGUGCGGCCGGACUUGGUGCGUGAGGCUCGGGUCGGAUGGGGUGUGGAGAACAAUCCCUACCAAUUUGGUCACCGUGGCUACGUUGCGGUCAAGGGUGGUGCUCGUGACUGUCCAUAUACGUAUAUGAAGGAUAUGGUACACGGAUCUUAUGCCUUGCCUUGGGAGUCCGAGAUUGUGCACAAGGAUGGUAGCUUAUACGGAUUCCCUUUCCCAGAAAGAGAAUACAAAGGCGAGGAGGUGUCACCAGAUGUACGCAAGUUGUAA